UGUACGCGACUCGCGCGAAAGGAGGAAGGAGUUUGUAUUCUCUGGUAUUGUUGUAGCCAACAACCAACAUCUAGAGCUGGAGAGGAGCGAUCGUUCACCGCUGCCUUCCAUCGGAUCGGCUCCACAGUCAGUCUUGACUUUCACUUCCCACUGGAUGGAAGCAUACGAGAGCCGUGGGUGUGUUAUCAGUAGUACUUCGAGUGUUUUGUGAAUUUCGGUUUUUGUUGUUCUGUUGCGAUGGCCAACCUGGAUGCCCUGAAGACGAGCCUGGCGAAGCAUGACCAGGAGCAGUUGCUCCAAUAUUGGGAGGAGUUGGACGAGGAUCAGCGACGAUUGCUAACCGAGGACAUAGACGAGUUGAACCUUGAAGAGGUGAAUGAGUUCUUCAAACGUGCCACAUCGUCACUAGAGGAGGGCAAUGCAAAACUGGACGAUAAAAUGGAACCAGUGUGUGAGGAUAAGUUUCUUUCCAUCUCCAGAACAUCCGAGGAUCAACUAAAGAAGUACCAUGAAGAAGGAUUAAGGCAAAUCGCGGACGGUAAGGUUGGUGUGCUGCUCAUGGCCGGAGGACAAGGAACGAGAUUGGGAUUUGCCUUUCCUAAGGGAAUGUUCAACGUGGGACUGCCAUCGAAUAAAUCACUGUUUCGUAUCCAAGGUGAGAGGAUUUUGAAACUGCAGAGGCUGGCCGCUGAACUGACGGGGAAAACUGGGCGAAUUACAUGGUACAUUAUGACCAGUGAGCAUACAAUGAUUCCAACGAAGAAAUACUUCGAAGAGAACGAUUACUUUGGCCUCAAAGCGGAAGACAUCAUGAUGUUUGAACAAGGCAGUUUGCCCUGCUAUGACUUCGAGGGGAAAAUUCUGCUGGACGAGAAGCACCGAGUCGCAAAAGCCCCCGAUGGUAAUGGGGGGUUGUAUCGUGCUUUGCGUGAUCGUGGCAUAUUGGACGACUUGGAGCGACGAGGAGUGCUCUAUUUACACGCUCAUAGUGUUGAUAACAUACUGAUAAAGGUCGCCGAUCCCGUCUCCAUUGGUUAUUUUGUCGAACAGAAAGCUGAUUGUGGCGCCAAAGUGGUCGAGAAGUCCCAUCCAAACGAGGCUGUCGGAGUUGUUUGUCAGGUCGAUGGCAAAUAUCAAGUGGUGGAAUAUAGUGAGAUUACUCAGAAGACAGCCGAGCUACGUAAAGACGAUGGACGAUUAGUCUUCAAUGCUGGUAACAUUUGCAAUCACUUCUUCACCACCAGCUUUCUGCGUAAAAUUGGCACCACCUUCGAAAAGGAUCUCAAAUUACACGUAGCUAAGAAAAAGAUUCCAUUCAUCGAUUCCACAGGAACACGCUGCACUCCCGAUAAGCCAAACGGUAUUAAAAUUGAAAAAUUCGUCUUCGACGUGUUCCAGUUUGCUGAACAUUUCGUCACGAUUGAAGUCCCCCGAGAUGAAGAAUUCAGUGCCCUGAAGAAUGCGGACAGCGCCGGGAAGGAUUGCGCCACGACGGCCCGGGCCGAUAUCUACCGGCUACAUCGGAAGUAUAUCGAAGCAGCUGGUGGAACCGUAGACGGUACGGAGUGCGAAAUAUCUCCACUACUGUCCUAUGGCGGGGAAGGCCUUAAAGUGUUGGUGCACGGGAGGACCUUCGUCAGCCCGGUUCAUCUAAUGGCAGAUGAGGAGAAAAAAUCGGAAGUCGUCGAAUAAAUAGCUAGAAUAACGUAUUUAGAUAACAUCACAGCUUAUCAUACCUAUCUGUACUUUUUAAACACGUACUUUUUUACAUUGAACUGAAGAAAAUGUUUUAAACAGCUAAGUUAAACAAAUUUUAGCAAAUAAUGUUGAUUAGAGAUUUUUCGUAUAAUUUUAGAAUCACAGUUUGCCACUUUAAAUUAGAAAAAAAGUUCACAUUUAGUUUGAAAUGAACGAAAAUUACUGUACAAUGCAUACAGUAUCGGACAUACAAAAUUUACCAAAGCCUUUUUUCAUACAAAAUACUCAAUUUCAGAAGGCUAUAUCACGGCCAUUUCAAUUCGAUCCUUUUUACCGUGAACUACAAAUUAUCUAAAUUUUUGAGAACAAUUGAAAACAUGUGUAAAAACCAUUCAAAAGUUACAUACAGGUUGAAUUUUGACAAAAAAAAGCACGAACACAAAGAGUGACACUUAAAAUUAUCAGAAAUGUCAUAGAGUAGAUAGCUACGAAGAUCACCAUCUCGUAUGAGGAAACGGCUUUAGUGCUUUUUAUAUGUCCGAUACUGUAUGUACUAGAAAAUAAUUACCGAUCAUUAUUGUGUGCAAUGAAACGCGUUACUAAGUGCAAAACGCGAGCAUUCUGGUGUUCGAAACUAUAAGUUUCCUCAGCGUAUAUCUUAUUUAUGCCAGAGCAAAGCAAUAUAAAGAAAAAAAAAAGAGACCAUUCCUUCGUAUAUUAGGUGUUACCAAACCAUCGCACACACUAGGUAUGUAUCCACAAGAGUAGGGCGGCGUCCAAAUCGAAGUCUAAAUUAUUUGAAAAUGUUGCGCUGCAAGUUUUCCACUCGCCGCAAUACCGGUCCAAACAGCUUCCCGAUGGCCUUGAUGCGAGCCGCGUGGAUGGAUUGCAAGAGCUGUGAAUGUCGCGACCUCUCGCUUACGCUAUCGGUAUUGCGCUUGUAGAUCUGGAUAAGAAAAACGAAAUGAGUUUUUAAAUAAAAUUAUUAUUAUCUUAUUAUCAAAA
Aedes aegypti (yellow fever mosquito) is the source of this 2703-nucleotide messenger RNA. It is a transcript of the gene mmy, whose product is annotated as UDP-N-acetylhexosamine pyrophosphorylase. Gene Ontology annotation, biological process: UDP-N-acetylglucosamine biosynthetic process. Gene Ontology annotation, molecular function: UDP-N-acetylglucosamine diphosphorylase activity. The coding region runs from base 238 to 1692 and encodes 484 amino acids. The record is from RefSeq and is a predicted model, not a curated record. The transcript has a single exon. NCBI's taxonomy places the organism in Eukaryota, Metazoa, Arthropoda, Insecta, Diptera, Culicidae.